UUUGCGUUUCUGACGCACUGUUUUUAUUUUGUCCAAACGUGUAUCAGUGAUCACAGAUGAUAUCGUUAUCAAGUUACCAUGUAUCUAUUUUACAAGAAUCUCUGUGGUAAAGCGAAAUAUUUGGAAUCGGAAAGUUUUUCAGCAGUGUCGCUGAAAUCUGAAAUAUGCCGGUCAGAGAACAUUACUGAUCAAGAUCAUAUCUACCUGACAUCCAAUGGUAAACUUAUUAGAGAUGACACACCUAUCACAUCAGGCAAUGUCUUCGUCGUUUGGGCUCGUCUCCCUGGUGGAAAAGGUGGCUUUGGUUCCAUGCUUCGGGCAAUUGGUGCACAGAUAGAGAAAACAACCAAUCGCGAGGCUUGCAGGGAUCUUAGUGGUCGUCGCUUGAGAGAUAUCAAUCAGGAGAAGCGAAUUAAGGACUGGGUUGGCAAGCAGCAUGAGCGAGAUCGCGAGCAACAGGAGAGGAGGAAGCAACGACUGGAGCGACUGAUGCAGCCGCCGAAACACAACUUCAGCGAUCCCGACUACGAGAAGAACCGCAGCGCCAUCUCUGGCGAUGUCGACGAAGCCCUACAACAGGGCAUGCAGAGCGCCUCGACCUCGGGAGGAGCCGGGGCGCACAAGCGAGGCGCGGAGGCCGUGCCGACGCAGAGAAAGAAGCCCAAAAUGUGGCUCGGUGAAGACCUGGAGUUGGAUAGCAGUGAGGAGGAGGAAGAAGCUGACGGGACGUCGCGUGACGGUCGGUCGCCCGAACGUGUCGGCGGUUGUGAGGAUGGAAAUGCAGGUGGCAGCACUCGCAUGGAGGAGAGCGAGGGUCAGGAAAGCACAGACAGAGUCACUGCAGACUCUCAUAGCAGUUGUUCUACCAGUGAGGUGGUGCUGUCAGCAGAGUCUGUACAGAAAGAGCUAGACUCGCAGGGUGACACCUCUACUUCAGAAGAUAUCAAUGAAGAAAGUCGUUGUGGCAAAGAUGCGACGUUGGUGGAGGCGGAGAGUUCACAGGAAGCCCAACAGCAGGCGAGCAAACCGCCACACGUAGAUGAUGAGCAACCCACCUCACCCGAGACCGGUCUGCUCGCCGCGCUCUCUGCUGUUCCACCACGGCAGCAGACGCCCCCACGCUCUCCCGCUGGAUUAGAAUCGGAAGCAGGUCGCGAUCCCGUAGACCUGGAUUCGUAUGACGAAGCGACACAGCUGGAGAUGCUCGGUCUGGAUGUUCUGAAGGAGGAGUUGAUGUCGCGUGGGAUGAAGUGUGGAGGCACGCUGCAGCAGCGCGCACAGCGCCUGUUUGCGGCGCGAGGGCUCAGCGAUGAUCAAAUUGACCCCUCGAUGCGGGCAAAGCCUUCUAAAGGGAAGAGGAACUGAUGAAAUAGAAGCUCUGUACGGCAAGGGUAAACGGAUGAUCGAGUAAAAUGGUGGGAAGGAGAAUUUAAGCGUAGAGCUGCUCCUUAUGAUAGAAGAUGAAAACAUGUAGGCUGAAUUUACUUGAGAGGAAGAGGAACUGAUCAAAGAGACAACUGAUCUUUGUUUUACUCAAUGUACUUGGUUUUACUAUGGAGUGGUUUAUAAUAAUUUCUUAAAACAGAAACUUGUACAGUUUAAUCGAGUUAUACUGGUUUUUGUCAACCUGUACAAACUUCCAGUUGGUAUUUCACUUGGUGAUAUCUGUGGAGUUUGGUCUCAACCCUCACGCAGUAUUCUGUCAGAAAUUCUUGGUUAUUGCCCAAAGACUACAAUAUUGCAUUCAUGUGUUUUAAAAGAUUAUAUCAUGAGCUAAUAAUACUAGUAACAGUAUUAUUAGCUCUUGAUUAAAUGCAAAGUCUUAUAAAUAACUUGUAGAUAGUUUUCAAUGCACUGCCUGUCGAUACUAUCAUUUAUCUUACAGUAUAUGCAGGUUAGGGCUUUUUAUUUGUAUCCUAGCAUGCUGGGUAUCAUUUAAUCUGUUCUAGACUUUCUUGAGGGAACACUUUGCUCAUGCAUGUAUUUGUGUUUCGUAUUUUAGGUUGAGAUACUGAAUGACGAAUAGCUGAAUAACAAAUGUAAUUCAGAUUGUGGAAUAAAAUUGUUCAUUGAAACCUGUA
Priapulus caudatus is the source of this 2081-nucleotide messenger RNA. Its product is annotated as protein SDE2 homolog. Bases 79 to 1365 code for a protein of 428 amino acids. Gene Ontology annotation, cellular component: nucleus. NCBI's taxonomy places the organism in Eukaryota, Metazoa, Priapulida, Priapulimorpha, Priapulimorphida, Priapulidae. The transcript is spliced from 4 exons. The record is from RefSeq and is a predicted model, not a curated record.